AUGAUGAUUGAUCAUUCACUUGCAGAUCGCAAUGAGUGUGAAGGUCAGCACAAUUGCGGUCAGAUUUGUGGGAACACGCCAGGAAGCUAUUACUGUACCUGCAGACCAGGGUAUUAUCUAAGUAGCGAUUUACGGACAUGCAAAGGUAACAUGCCAGUUAGUAUACAUGCAGAGAAAAAAUUCACUUCACUGUGUCGAUACUUAUUGACCUACAAUACUUUUUCUGUCCAGUCAAACGCUCUAUAUAUUUUUCCGAAAGGCUUUACAGCCUCAGAACAAUUGAUAAGUUGAAGACGUAUAUAUUAGGGAAGAUAGUGAAGAAUUAAAUAACAGCAAAGAACGUAACAUUUGUGGCUAAGGUUACUUCAUUCCUUCUCUAUUUUAAAAAUGAAUUAAGAGAAGCCGAUAAGCUUUGAUAUUUUUUAAUAAUCGAUAGGAAACGUCCUUACAGUCCGUCAACACAUUAAGAUGCCCUAAAACCUGUUGACAGCCUAGCCUUUUCUAAUCCUCUAACUAAUUUCCUUGUAACGAAAAAGCACGUGAUACUCAAACAGCUUAUUACGGCAACUUUGUCAUCAGGGUACCCAUGUGCAUCAAUAUCAAGGCCAGCCAAAGGAUUCAUGAAUUGCUCUGGGAAAACUGUGGAUAGCGUUUGUCAGUUUACAUGUCAGCCUGGGUACGAACUUACAGGAUCUCCAGUGCGCAUGUGCUUGGCCAAUGGCAAAUGGAGUGGUACUCGCGCUGCUUGUAAAGGUGAGCAUGUUGAAGAUAGAGCAGCGAUACAAAUAAAAAGACAUUCUAUAAGAAUCUAUUCAAGCGUCUUGUUAACAGUAACAACAACUUCAACAACAAACCGAUGAUGGAAGCAUACGGAAAUUCCAAAAGUAUCUGAAUUUCAAAAACAAGUUCCUAUUUCUCAGAAUUAUGGACAAGCCGUCUCAAAAAAAAAAAUUAGACAAAACACAGAAAUUUGAUAGCAUAGAAAUAAACGAAGAGAUGGGUAACGAUCAAAAAAAUGUAUCGCGGCCAGAAAAAGUUCAAAUGGAACCCUAAACAAUCAGUAUAAGGAACGUUUCAUUUUGAUAGUUACAAGAGUUCUUAUGAAUAGGGAAAGAAAUGUUUUUCUUUUCGAUAACAACGUGUCUGUGGUGACUUUCAUUCUUCUUGACUCACUCGAGGGAAAGUCAUGAGAAACAGUGGUAGCCUAUUGUGCAAAUCACCUCAGGACGUGGUCAGUUUAUAAAUGCUUCUUCCAUUUUCACACAUUGAACUUUAUUUUUCUUUUGGCAGUUAAAAUGUGCGAUAAACCAGCCCCACCAGCCAAUGGCUUUGUUCAAAUUCCUUGUUCAACCACUUACAAGGGAAAAUGCUCUUUUGGGUGCCGUUCCGGAUUUUUCCUCAAUGGAAGCAAAACAGUCUCUUGCUCUGAGGAUUCCACAUGGUUUCCGAUCAUUGGGAAAUGUGAAGGUAAGGAGAGAAACAGGAGUGAAGAAAGAUUGUCAUGAAGUCAAAACAAGGUUAAAUUGAACUUUUCCUAAUGUAGGAGUUAAAGUCCUCAGAGUAACCGUUGAUAUGAAAUGUCUAUAGUUUAAAAACGAUUGAUUUUAGAAAUAUAUCCUUUUCUUUUUCAUCUCAUACUAUUUCUAUCUUAGUAUUUAUCAUCAUCAUCAUUAUUUUUUUCUCCGUGUAUAAGUUGAACCAAUGGUCUUUUCUUGGUUUGCAGCAAUAACUGUCUGUCAUCCUAAUCCUUGUGUCCAUGGAGGGAAAUGCAAUCCUAUUAACAGUACACAUUUUUGGUGUAACUGCACGAACACAGCAUACACAGGCGACAGGUGCCAUGAAGGUAUUUUCCACCAACCGAUAUAUCCUCGGCUUCAACGCGGAAGCAGUGUAAACGUCACUUUUAAACUUUCUCCGCCGGAUAAACAGCUGACCGUUACACCGAGUGCAUCGGGAUUAGAAUUCGUACCUCGUAGUUUGGUGAUCCACCCAGAGCAGUUGGCGGAGGGAAAAUUGUAUCACGCAAACAUGGCUAUAAAAGCUCUUCUGCCAGGCAUGCAUCUUACCACGUACACUUUGUCUGGUGUUGGAGCCCUUUCUUACCAGGCGUUGCCACCUGAUAUUGUAGUUGUCGUUGAGAAUGAAACAUCUUGUAAUGAUGGUUUACUGAGCACCCUUCCUUUGGGAUGCUAUAAGGCCAGACUUCUCCGAUGUCCAGAUAGUGACAAUUUUCUGUACGCUAGAUCAACCGAUCCAUGGAAACAAGCCCAAGGAACAGUUAGUACUGAAGGAGUUACUACUCUCAUUUCCGUUAAUAAUCUCACUUUACCGUUGGGGAUUAGAGGAACAGCGCUUGAGAAAUUAAAUCUCUCACAUUACUCAGUCUCAUCAGACAACAUGUUAUGCAAAGCUCAACCACCAAUGGACGUGCAGUGCCUCCCUUCAGAAAUCGUAGCAUCUGUAUUCCUGCAAUCCUUAACAACCAGCUUUCCUCGCUGGUUACGCUUGAUUCCUACAAAAACACUAUCGAGCCUUGAGCCAAACGAAGCAAUCACUUACUUAUGGAGCGGACUUCAACUUAGGGGGAUAUUGAAAGGACUGGGACUUUUCGUGAAUGAUCGCUCCUUUUACUCAGCCCUUCUGUAUUCAGGGUCCUUAUCAGUUGAGGUAAACAAUAUGAGUGUGGUACUUCCAAAGUACGAUGGUAAAAACAAACACAUGGUUGUUACAGAUAUUUGUUCAAAUUCAUGGCCUGCUGAUGCACUAGUUAUCCUCAACCCAUUGUCUUAUAAAGCUUUACAAGCCAUGCCAGUUUAUAAGCAACUUGAAUCACGGGGCUGGCAAGUAACCGUGAUGGCUUUACAGUUUUCAAAAGUGGGUGCCCUCAACUAUUCUGUAUUUACGAGAAAACGAGGAAACAAGCUUAUCCCAGGAAGUCUGGGAUUCUAUGGAAGAGUUGCAAAGACCAUAAAUGGAUCUCAUCCGGUCGGUUCCUUGGGUGUGCGUUUGGUGGGAAAUGUAGUCUUUGGAAUAUCGAAUAUCGACGAGGUAAGUGAAACACCUGUUCUCUAAUACGCUUGCAAUCAAGCCAUGGCGGUACAUCCAAAGCAAGUUCGUGAAAUAAAAAACUUUUUCUCUCUUAGGUAUGGAAAAACAAUCUAUUCUCUUGGAAGGCUGGGAUUAACGGAGAAGUGACGGCAGAAAUGAUUUUAUUCUUACUGGAGCAAAAGGUGUCAGUGGAUCUGCGGCUACAGCAAAGUUCUGGAAUUGUGGAGUUUAAAGGUUAGUUUGCGUUGCCUGUGGCCUUAAGUGUCGACUUUAAAAACGUUACUACAUAAAGGUUAGUGAGAUCUCUACCAUUUAUAGGGCGUCUCUUUAAGGCAAGAAUAUAAAAGGGGUUAGGGAUCAGUUUGUAAUCUUGCGCACGUUAGAUAAAUUUGAUUGCAUCCAAAUUUCAAUUUUUGUCUUUUGUCAACUGCUUACCAUGCCUAUUAAUUGUAUCGCAAGAAAGUCCCCGCUGAGGCCUAUUGAUGCCGUUCGAAGUGUCCAGUUCCAAGUGACAUUAAGCCAAUGAACGUUAUCCACAGCAUUCUAACAAUGUACGUCACAACUAAUUCCAACGGGCAGAUCCUUCGUCUCUUUGAGCCACACGUAAUCCACCAAAUUUUGCGUUUUGAAAAUAGAAGUAAGCUCGUUUUUUUUUAACUACCAGAAUCUCCAAGCAACAAAUCUUGCAAGGCUACAGACACAUACGAAUUGUCCCUGAAUGGAUUUUUGGAAAGAGAUCCUUUCGAGUCUACCCUUCUUGGCGCCUUCAUUGAAAGCAAAAACAGCAAAGUGUCAUUGUACGCGAAUUCUCAGCGUCUUAUCAACUCCUCUACAAAAGAGCCCAGUGAAUCCUCUGCCAUCCAGUUGGAAUUUUCACUAACUGGCAUUGUAAAAUUUGGACCUUUGAGAUUUCCUAACAUGUCUUUGAGUAUUGAGACUUCCUCAGAAGAAUUGAAAAAGUGUCAUGAUCCAGGCAAUAUUACGGAUUCUGGGUUAAUCAUUUCCGCUUCUUUUAACCAAGGGGCGGUUCUGGGGAGGUUCUUUUCUUCUCUUGAUUCGGAUUCUCUGCACAUUUUCCUACCAUCAAAUAGCCAGAACAGUUCUGAAAGUGUCCUUGAAACCAGCUUGGCUUUCCUGGGUGAUUCGUUUCAAACUCGGGUAAAGAUAUCAAAGCAAUCCUUAAAUUUCGAGAAGGAGAUCACUUUGUUCGACAAUUAUCGACUGUCCAUCAAUGGCUCGAGUCAACUGCAGUCAUGGGAUUUCCUGAGUUUGAGGGUCAGCGGAACUUUCGGUAAACCUGACGUUAACAGUGAUCAAAAAGCACUCGAGGAUGCAAUCAAAGAAAUGAUAAGUGAUUACAUUAAGAUUAUUGCUGAAACUACCAUCAAACGGCUAAAAGUUUUGCAAGGUAUGAGGGACAAAAUGAAUACAAGGGUAAGCAGAAGCUCAUUAAGACUUACCCAGGCUGAGAAUAAUACUCAUUCAGCCGUUGAGCAAUAUCUAAUAGCCUUGAAAGCCAAAAAUGCCGCCACGAAGGAGGUACGAAGGGUAGAAAAGGUUCUGACCAACAGCACUGAUGAACUUAACGAACUCAAAGAAUCUCUUGAGCGUUUGUGUACAAUUAUAGAAUGUCACUAUAGUUGUGUUAACGGUACAGCUUGUAGUACCUGUUAUGAAGAUCUUAUCAGCAGGGAGCAAGGAGUCUGUCCUGCAAUUUGUCACAAACUCCGGCAGGACCGACUUACUCCAUUUUGGAAGACAUCAACCUGUGUAAAAGAGGAUUGUGACUUCUCCGGUGGUGACCUUUUGUCUCCUAUAGCUUGUAGCUUUGAAAAAAUUGGAAAACGAGUCCUUAAACCAGCGAUAACAAUGGGAGGUACAGCUCUUUUAACAUCCAUGGGCGUCCCACCAGUAGCUGCAUAUGCUAUUUCAAGUGGUGUAACAAAUGCUGCAUUUGAAUACGAAGAAUCGAAAGAUCCAGAGAAAGCGGCAGAAACUGGUGUCAAAUCAGGAGUAGGAGGAGCGGUGGGGGCGGAAGUAGGUAAUACCUUAGGCCUGACCAACUCGGACCCAGAUGGAAGUAGUGCCUUGUGGAUAGGUUUAGCAACCGGGAUACAUGAGGCUUCGCAACAAUGCAAUAGUGGGGGUUCGUGGGACUGCGAAUUGGAACCUUAUUCCUGUCCCGAGGAAUUAUUUAAUUAUAGGUACAUCAACAUACCGUUCCAAUGCGAGACUUCGUGUGAGGUGAACGUCGUAAGAGAAACGAUCGCCACUCCGUGCUGCCGAGAGGUGAACUGUGCAUCACGAAUAAAAGAUUUAGAAUGCCAGAAAAGGAAUGCGUUUUGUCGUAUGACAAGGCAAAAGGCCAUGUUGAAGUUGAAUUCCGCAAAAAAGAAUAUUUUGAAGCCUCUUAUGGAGUUACAGCAAGCAAAGGAAGUAUUCAACAUUGCUCAUAUUGAGCUUGUAAAACGUAAACUUGAGUUGGAAGCUGCAUCUGGUGAGCGUGACACUCUUCGAAGAGCACACAGUGCUAUUUUAAAAGGGGCUGACAUUUUGUUCUUAUCGAAUGAAAAGAGUCGUGCUUUCAUUCAAGACGCAAUUGCGUUAACUCAGCUCUGGAACAGCACUAAUGAAACUUGCCCUUUAGACAUAAACGAAAUUUCGUUCGAUGUGACCUUGUCGUCUCCCUCUGAAACUCAAAUACCAGUGCUGUUUAAAAUAGCCUCCGCGAGCAAAGAGAAGAACAUCUAUUCCAUGAUUGACUUUGUAGCCCUGAAUGAUUCUCUCCAGCGAACGGCUAAGCAAAUCGUUAAUGAACUUUUUGGCAAUGUGAAUGUCAUUCUGCGGUCUGGACAUCCAUUAAAUCAGCUAAAGAAUCCGAAGGGCAAUGGAAGAAGAAGGCGCGCCAUUGACGAACCGGGCUCUGACGUGACGAAAUUAGUGGAAUACAAGAGAAAAUGCGCUUUGGUAACCAAUUACAACCGUGCCCUGAGUGACAUCAUAGGAACUCUAUAUAAUAUUUCCAGAAAAUCUUUACGUUCCCUUAAUAAUGUAAAAAACCUCAAUUCUGAAAAAUAUACGGCAGAAUUCCGAAAUCCCUCCCUGAAUUUGACUCAAGCUGCUGAGUUUGGGCUCUCUGAAAAGGAUAUUGAUGACUCCAUUAAUGCGGUGGAAUCUGACAAAGAGGUGAAGAACGCAGCAAGCUUAAUUGAGAUUAGAAAUGCGACUAACCACAGGAAAGUGCAAACAGCAGUAGAUAUGGUGUUUAGAGACUGGGAAGCAAGUAUGGAGACUGUGUUCAACCGCACAUCACUAGAAUGUAGCGGUUUCAUAGACUGUAUGGAGGACUUUGUUGAAAACUUUCUCUUCCUCUACCAAGGGAUCGAUCUUCCUGAAGCAAUUCUUCUGCGGCAAAAAAUUGCAAUCCUCGGCCAAGAAGUUAAAAGUCUUCUUUCCUACGAAGAUCUGUCAGUGUCUGAAGCGGCGAAUAAAGCCUCAAAUAUUCUGAAAAGGCUGAAAGAUACUCGAGAUGCGAACGUCUUCUGUGCUGUCGCUCCUAAUAUAACUCAACAUCCAGUGCCAAUAAAGAAUUUAAAAAUAGGGCAAACGCUCGAGCUGUCUUGCAAAGCGACUGGAGACCCUGCGCCAACUUAUCGCUGGAGAAAAAAUGGCGAGAUCAUUCCAGGAAGAAAAACAAAUACGUUUCGCAUCGAGAAAGUGGCAAAAACUGACGAUGGUAACUACACUUGUGAGGCUUAUAAUCACUUAUGUGUGGAACCAUCGACUCCUUCUCACAUAGUUAUUCACCCACCUCCUGCUCUGGUGUACCAGCCUCCAAGGAACAAGAACGUACCACUGAACACUGGCUUCUUUAUGAAGUGUACAGCAACUAGCGUAUCAAAGCCUCUUCGAUAUCAAUGGAUUUACAAGCCUUUUGCUGGAGAAAAUUAUACUUUGGUUCCCAAUGCCACUUUCUCUGUAUUGAACUUUCGCUCCGUGGAGAAAAACAAAGAAGGCUUUUACCAGUGUAACGUGUCCAAUCCAUUUGAUUACACGAUAUCUCACGACAUCCGACUUCGAAUUCUCGGCUUUUCUUUGGUUGUGCCUUCGCUUGGAUUGUCUUUCCAAAUUUCCGGUGAGAAAAAACACCUUGAAGAGGCCUAUAAUGAAAGUAUCAGCGUAAUCGGUGAUAACGUCAAAUUUCGACAGGAUGUGGAAUCGGGCUUUCAUCAAAUCGUAAGCAACCUGGUUGACCUUCCUUCUGAUGCAGUUCAGGAUCUUUCAGUAGAAGACUGCCAAAUGAUCUCGCAAAGAAGCGGCAAUAUCUCCUGUAAGGUUGCCUUUAGAUUGCGUAGCUUCAACAUGACGGAACCCAAGACCAUGAACAAAACCGCGUCAGAAAACGCCGUUAGUGUUAUGGAUUCCGCGCAGCAGUUAGAAAGAGCUUUGGCCAAGCUGGUGAACGAGUCUGUUAUAAGUGGAAUUACUUCAGACGCCAACAGUGUUACGUUAAAGCUAGACCCGACUUCAUGGGGUGUUGGAAAAUACAUCUCUCUCUGCCCCAUUGGUACAGUACUCUAUGGAAACAAUUUCAUUUGCGGUGAGUAACCUUGUUUUUAGUGUAUAGGAUUCUAUCGGAGAACGCGACAUCCUUUAUGCUGGUAACCAUUUGCAAUGAAUACACCAUAAUGAAUACAUUUUAACAGUUCCUAUGCAUCAACGUGACCAGCAGACGCACUGAGAUCCGAAUAAAUAGGUUCAAGAUAGGGCCUGAGAUAUUAUGGCGUGGGUCUGUUAUCAAAUGCGUGACAGUCGUGUGCUGAAGUGAUCUUCUAAAAGUUGAAAUCUUAAUUUAAAAUUUCAGAUUUUGACACGAUUUCUUACUAUUUUCGCUUGUAUUCCAUUUAGUCAACUGUCCACCUGGAGCAUAUGGGGACAUAAACGGGACGUUACCCGCUUGUUUCCCGUGUCCCGUGGGAACAUAUCAGCCCGAUGAAGGACAAACGUCAUGCGUGCCUUGUCCCCCUGGUUUUACUUCCGGUAGUAUAGGAUUGGAGGAUAUUUCUUCGUGCCAAGGUGAGAGGCUGCAUUCUUAAAUUAAGGGAAUCAUCGGGUAUUGGCUUAGGAUAAUGACAUCUAGACUUGAUUUCUUCGGGGUAAGAAACAUCUAGUUUUUCUGUUGAAUUAAUCACAGUGAGCAAAGACAAAGGAAGGUAGAACACGAAUUAGCACUAUAAAUGUGAAAGCUACUUCUACAACGAAUAUUAUGAGAAACGACAUAGGAACUUUCAAAGUGGUUUGAAGUAAUUCUCGCUCUUAGAACCCCUCAUUUUUCUCAGUUUUCACGGCUCUCGCGCCAACAUCCUGCCGGUAAAAGAAGAAGAGGUUCCCACAAGAAGAGGACGAAAAUGAGGGGGAAUGCUCUGUCGCUUUGACUUGCUCACUUUUUUCAUUCGCCACCACUAAUUCAGAUCCUGGAACAGCCUUAGGAAAACAAAUCCUAAUUUCGUGUUUUUGGGGGGCUUUUCGUAUCGCUGACGUUCGUUCGUAUUCGUGAGUUUAUUUGUUGGUACUGCUGUUAAGAACCUACGUUUUCUCUGUUAAACAGAUCUGACACCAGAGACAACCACACCAGGAGCUAAGACAUCCCAGUUGUUAAAUGUCUCCACAACUUUAUCAAGACCAUCUCCCACUGCCUCUUUGACGACCAAUGAAGAUGACAUUAGUAGUGAGGAGCCCAGGGCACUGAAUGUUAGGAGUUAUCACGAUGUUUCCUUCAAAUGGAAAAUAGCCUUUGGAGUUUGUUUGGCUGUAACCAUCACAUUACUGGCAGGUAAGCUGAGUAACUUUUAUUACUUAUAAAGGAACGGUUUUGAGCAUCUCGGAAAUGGCCUUUUAAGACUAAAUCACUUAACCUGUAAAAAGUAACAUUCUAGAAUCUUUCUUCGCUUGUUUGAUUCCAAAGGAAUGCUGCUCUAUGGCGUGAACUACCGCGUCAAGAAAAUCAGACGAUUCGGAUUAUCAAACGAUGAUUCCACUAAGAAAUCAAAGAGUGGACACACAUUCCAGAAUCCCGUCUACGACGAUACUGAAGUACAUGGACAAGCAUACACCCAGAGUAACGUCACUUACGAGCUGACUGAGCCUCCGGCUAAGAAGAAAAUGGUAGCAAUAGCUGAAAAUGACAAGCAUACGCCCCAGAAUCCUUUGUGCAGUGUACCAGAAGCUGAUAAUCAAGAUCCACUGGAAUGUGGCCAUGUCAACCCAGCCUACCAGAUGACCGGCGAUACCGACAGGGAGAUAGAAACUUGCAAGAACUCAAUUGAAAUAUUACAAUGA
Molecule: messenger RNA, 9387 nt
Organism: Pocillopora meandrina
Lineage: Eukaryota; Metazoa; Cnidaria; Anthozoa; Scleractinia; Pocilloporidae
Source: the annotation of a GenBank genome assembly